AUGGCGGCGUCAGCUAAGAAGAAGAAUAAGAAGGGCAAGACCCUCACGUUGAAUGACUUCCUGGCAGAAGACGGAGGCAGCGGCGGUGGUGGUGGCGGCGGCGGCGGGCCUCCUCCUCCCAGUUACCCAUCCAAGUCCACAAGCUGGGCUGAUGAGACUGACGACCUGGAUGGAGAUGUCGCCACAUCGUGGCACACUGAGGAGGAUACGUACAGGGCACCACCCAUUGACCGGUCCAUCCUGCCCACGGCCCCUCGCUCGGCCCGUGAGCCCAACAUCGACCGCGCCAGGCUGCCUCGUAGCCCUCCGUACACCGCCUUCCUGGGGAACCUGCCCUACGACGUCACAGAGGACUCAAUAAAAGACUUCUUCCGCGGCUUAGCGAUCAGCGCAGUCCGUUUGCCUCGAGAGCCCAGUAAUCCAGAGAGGCUGAAAGGCUUUGGAUAUGCUGAAUUCGAUGACCUGGAGUCCCUCCUGAGGGCCCUGAGUCUGAAUGAAGAGAACCUUGGAAACCGAAGGAUUCGUGUCGAUAUUGCAGAUCAGUCAAAUGAUAAAGAAAGAGAUGGAUCCAUGGGAGGUAGAGACAGGGGUGGACGAAUGGCAGACAUGGGUCCUGACAAGACGGACAGCGACUGGAGGGCUCGACCAAGUGCGGACAGUGAUGAUGGACCUCCGAGGAGGGAUGAUGCUUUUGGAGAAAGAUCACGGGACCGGUAUGAGUCCGACCGUUUCAGAGAGGGGUCACGGCGGGACGACCGUUACGAUGGAGGAAGAGACCGCUACCGGGAUCGCUAUGAUGACAGGGACCGCAGGGAUCGCUAUGACGACCGAGACCGCAGAGACUUUGAUAAAGGAGGCUUUGACUCCCGCGGAGGUGGAGGAGGUCGUCGUGCCUUUGGUAGCAGCUUUCGUCGAGAUUAUGAAGACGGUCGAGGUAGCAGUGAUCGUUACGGCGACAAGGAUCGCUAUGCCGACCGGGAUGAUCGGUACGAGAGGCGAGAUGAGAGGCGUGAUGAGAGAGCCCCUCAGCAAAGACCCAAGUUAAACCUGAAGCCUCGCAGUGUACCGAAAGAGGAGGAAGGUACCAGCAGCGGGGGAACAUCCCCAGCUGUCCCUCCAAGCUCUGGAGCCAGGUCUUCCUCCAUAUUCGGUGGGGCAAAACCAGUUGACACAGCAGCUAAGGAGAGGGAGGUGGAGGAGAGGCUGAAGAAGGAAGAAGAGAGGCUGCAAAGACAACUAGAGGUGGACAAAAGCCGGGGACCCGAGAGAAAGAUCAGGGACAGGGACCCCAGCUGGCGCAACGAAGAAACUCUCUCUGAGCGAUCCCGCACAGAAAGCGAGUCUUCACAGCCAGGAAGCACCUCUGGGAGAGGGUCAAGGUGUUUAGAUGGCGAGCGCUCUGGGGAGAAUGAGGUUUUCUCCGGGAGAGAAGGGAAUUCUUCCCCCGUUUCCUCACCGCGGCCGACCUCCACGAGCUCCUCGAAGGAGCCGCUGAAAGUGAUGCCCGCCCCGCCUCCCAAGGAGAACGCUUGGGCCAAACGAAGUGCUGUGAGCACAGGCUCUAGUGAGGGAGAGAGUCGACCCCCGGUCUCUCCGGUCUCUCCAAGUGGUUCUGCUCCCCCCAAGUUCAGCUCCCCAAGUUCUGGAGAUGAAAGAGGGUCUGGAAAAGAUGAGAACAAGACUGAUGGUGUGCGUCGGGACCGAGGGGCCCCACGGGGGCGAGGGGGGCCUGCAGGGCCUGGAGCUGGGCGGGGCCGAGGAGAGGUGCCCAGCAAAGACAGAAAAAAGGAGGCAGACAGAAAGGACAUCAGAAGAGACUCCCGACCACCUCCAGAGCCAAAGAAAUACGAGGAAACCCCAAUCCCCAAGUUCAGCUCAGCCAGCAAAUACGCCGCUUUGCUAAUGGACGGAGAGCAAGGAGAUGACACCGAGGACGUCGAGUAAAUGACGAAACGAGGCCUGCUAGCGCAUCAAGAGGAUAAAGUGACAAACUCCAGAAAAAAAUUUAAAAAAUUAAUCUCACAUAGUCUAUGAAAAAUAAAUCUCACACGGAAGUGGCUCUGAGGGGAGGGGGCCACUCUCUCCCUGACCCCCCCCCCCCCUUUCCUCCCUCUCCCUUGUUUUCCUGCUACAAACCUGUCCUUGACUUUCAGCCCACCAUCCCUCCCUCCUCCCCCGGCCCACCUUCAGGACUUUUCAGGUUCUAGAAGAAAACAGUCACCUACUGGACUUGUUUUAAAUGGAAAUGCUGACACAUGGAAACGUGAUGGCAAGCAAUGAAUUAAUUGUAAUAAAUAAAUGGAAAAAGUGAGGAAAAAGA
This is a messenger RNA of Fundulus heteroclitus (mummichog), 2320 nucleotides long. It is a transcript of the gene eif4ba, whose product is annotated as eukaryotic translation initiation factor 4Ba. The record is from RefSeq and is a predicted model, not a curated record. Gene Ontology annotation, molecular function: RNA binding. Lineage: Eukaryota; Metazoa; Chordata; Actinopteri; Cyprinodontiformes; Fundulidae. Bases 1 to 1944 code for a protein of 647 amino acids. The transcript is spliced from 15 exons.